GCGGAGCGGCGCCAGGAGCCCGAGCGGAGCGAGCGAGCGACGGGAGCGGCCUGCGAAAAGAGAAAUCCAGCUGUUGGCUGCCCAUCCUUACUCCAUGGGAAAAUUAAAGAAGAUGCCGAUGGGGGAAAAGUUGAAGAAGAUUCCAGAUUGUGAGAUGGGGACUGAGAACAAGGAGGUAAUUCCCAAAGAAGAAAUUUCUGAAGAAUCUGAGACACAGGGGGCAAUUUUAGAAAAACUUCCAAAGGUGGUUUACCAGGGUCACGAGUUCGGAGCAGCAUGUGAAGAAGACAUGCUGGAGGGGCAUUCAAGGGAGUGCACAGAAGAGAUUAUGGAGCAGAUGUCUCCUCAGGAGAGAGACUUUGCAUCAGGGUUGAUUAUCUUUAAGAAGUCGCCCUCAAGUGAGAAAGAGCAGGAGAAUAAUGAGAGUGAGGGAGCCUGCAGUCCCAGCCCAAACCUGAUUGCUUAUCAUGGAGGUCCUGCAGCAGAGGCCGUGAGUACAUUUGCUGCCUCCAGCCAAAACUUCACAGAGAAUUUAGAACUGAACAGAACACAGAGAAGUUCUGUGGGAGAAAAGCCUCAUACAUGUAAAGAAUGUGGGAAAGCCUUUAAUCAGAACUCACAUCUUAUCCAGCAUAUGAGAGUUCAUAGUGGAGAGAAACCCUUUGAAUGCAAAGAAUGUGGAAAGACGUUUGGAACUAACUCAAGCCUUCGAAGGCACCUGAGAAUUCAUGCUGGAGAGAAACCCUUUGCUUGUAAUGAAUGUGGAAAGGCUUUCAUUCAGAGUUCACAUCUUAUCCACCAUCAUAGGAUUCAUACUGGAGAGAGACCUUAUAAAUGUGAAGAAUGUGGUAAAGCCUUCAGUCAGAAUUCAGCCCUUAUUCUACAUCAGAGAAUCCACACUGGAGAGAAACCAUAUGAAUGUAAUGAAUGUGGGAAGACCUUUAGGGUUAGCUCACAGCUUAUUCAGCAUCAGAGAAUUCAUACUGAAGAAAGAUAUCAUGAAUGCAAUGAGUGUGGCAAAGCCUUCAAGCAUAGCUCAGGCCUUAUUAGACACCAGAAAAUUCAUACUGGAGAAAAACCUUACCUGUGUAACGAAUGUGGGAAAGGCUUCGGUCAGAGUUCUGAGCUUAUCCGGCAUCAAAGAAUUCAUACAGGGGACAAACCAUAUGAAUGUAAUGAAUGUGGGAAAACUUUUGGCCAGAACUCAGAGAUUAUUAGACAUAUUAGAAUUCAUACUGGUGAGAAGCCCUAUGUAUGUAAGGAAUGUGGGAAGGCCUUCAGGGGGAACUCAGAACUUCUUAGACACGAGAGAAUUCACACUGGAGAGAAACCCUACGAAUGCUUUGAGUGUGGAAAGGCUUUUAGGCGGACUUCUCACCUUAUUGUUCACCAGAGAAUUCAUACUGGAGAGAAACCCCAUCAAUGCAAUGAAUGUGCAAGAACCUUUUGGGAUAACUCUGAGCUGCUUCUCCACCAGAAAAUUCAUAUUGGAGAGAAACCUUAUGAAUGUAAUGAGUGUGAGAAAACAUUCAGCCAGCAUUCCCAACUUAUCAUACAUCAGAGAAUUCACACUGGAGAGAAGCCUUACGAGUGCCAAGAAUGUCAGAAGACCUUUAGUCGGAGCUCUCACCUCCUUCGACAUCAAAGUGUUCACUGUAUGGAAUGAUCGGCAAAAUAGGAAAGAUUUCUGUGGAAAAGCUGAAGUCAGACUUAAUUUGUUCAUGAUCUGCACCCCAAGUUUUUAGAUCACAUGAAUGGACAGACCUCUGUCCUUCCACUGGUUUUUAUUUAAAUAGUUGAAAAGGAUGAGGCACUUUUAUGAACUAUUCAUUGAGAAGUUUCAAUGUACUGAGUUAAAGCAUAAAAGCUGUUUCAGGCCUUAAUUCUCCUCUGUCCCUUUUUCCUUCCCUUCUUCCCUCCUCCCCUAGUAGAUCACAUAACAUUAGGGGUCUGUACUAGCCAUCUAGUCUAAAUUGUUAACUCUUCAGGAAAAAUGGAGGAACGUGAUUCCAUCACCUCCUGAAAAUGACAAAGUUGACUCAUUGAAUGUUUCCCCCUGAAAUGUUAGAAAGUCAUGGCCUAGAAGACACACCUUGUUUUCCUGCCCACUGCUUGGCAUUGGAAUAAUUUAGUAAGCUUUUAUUAGCUUCAAAAUCUUCCAAAUGUGCUAUCAAGUUCCCUUAGAAGAUGGCAGCAUGAAUGAAGAAGCAGGAAGCUUGGGUCAUUUCACAUCUCCUACGCUUCCUCAUUCAUCUGAAGAGGGUGCCAUGAUGGAGGAAACUGACAGCCAAUUACAGGAUUGUAAGUGAAGGCCCUUAGAAUCCAGAGGGGCUGAUGAGCAAGGCCAGGGGAUAAAGAAGUGAGGCCAGACGACUCAGCAGGGGCAGGAGCAGCUCUUUAGCAGCUAUUCUCCACUUUAGGGCUGCUCAGACUGACUGCUCCCAAGAACUCUGCUGCAUUCACUUUUGGCACCAGCUCCUGCUGCUGCUGACAGAUCCUGUAGCAGAGAGGACUGCAGUGUCACCGUCACAGACACCUGGCCACAGUGAUGAGCCGGUUCACCUGCCAUGAGGGGCCUUGUCUUGCCAAAGCACUUAAGCUCUCGUGACCUGGAGCCGUCUGCUGGGGGCCCUGGCUGAUAGGCCAGGAUGUGAUGCCUCUUCUGUUUGCCCUUGGCUUUGUAAUUCUCUCUCUUCAACAUCUCUACAUGUGUUUUCUAUGUUCUCCUAUGUGUUUUUUCUUUGAGGAACACAUCCUCGGUUUUUCACAUGUCCAUGUUUCUGAGGCAGUGGAUGGGAGUGGGAAUUGCACUAAUCGGGAUCGAGCAGGCCUGGGGUCUGGUCUUAGAGCUAGACCUUGAAUGAGGCACUUCACCUGCUGGGCCCUAACUUUCUCAUCUGGAAAAUGAAGGGAGUUGAACUAAAUGAUCUCUGAAGUUUCAACCAGCCCAAUAAUUCCUUGAUUCUUUUUUUUAAUCUAACUUUGUAAUUUCAGCAUUCUAUCCUUUAAUCUCUUCUUUAUUACACUAAUACUAAUCACUAGUAUUUAUUGAUUGUUUUUUGUGUGCCAGGCACAGUGCCAGGCAGUUUACCUUUUUAUUUUCACAGCAUCUCAAUCACUUGAGUACUCUUUAAAAAAAAAAAAAAGUUUUGGGCCAGCUCUGGUGUCCUAGUGGUUAAUUCAGUGUACUCUGCUUCAGUGGCCCGGGUUUGGUUCCUGGGUGCGGACCUAUACCACUUGUCUGUCAGUGGCAAUGCUGUGGUGGUGGCUCACGUACAAAAAAAAAAAAAAGGAAAAUUGGCAACAGACGUUAGCUCAGGGUGAAUCUUCCUCAGCAAAAAAAGAAAAAGUUUUGUUGAAGUGUAAUUUACACACCAUAAAAUUCACCUGUUUUAAGUGUUCAUCUUUUUAGUUCAUUUACAGAGUUGCACAACCAUCAAUGAUGUGGGUACUCUUACCCCAAUUUAAAAGAUGCGGAGGGGCAGGGGGAUAAGUACCUUAUGAUGAUCACACAGCUGGUAAGUGCUAGAGCCAAGACUCCAACCCUGGUCUGUGCUCUUAACCCCUGUGCUGUGCUACAGAUAGGUGGAUUCAUUACUGACUUAUUUGAAACCUUUUGCACAUUUUUUAUGAUUAAUUACUACAUGGAUUUGAAUAUAACAGAUUUAAAUCAUGUCCUUGGAAACAUAACUGGUCACAGCCAAAACCCACAAAGUGGCUUUAUUCUAUACCUCAGUAUGUUUCCCCGGGUUCAGACCCUUGGCUUGAGAAAAGGGCUGUACAAACAGGUCACACAGUUACCACAUCCUUCCACAUCUGGUACUUCUGCCUCUACAGUCAGACUCUUAGCAGAAGUUCUGUUGACUUCUUUCCUUAGGGUGAUUAAAGUGCAGCGUGCUCUCAUUCCUUUAUUUGUUGCUGAAGUUCAAAUUGAAUUAUAUCCAGACUACCUUUCUCACAUGAAACCUGGAUGUCACCUAUCCCUUUAACUUCUGAUUCCUGUGUUGGCAUAUUUUAUUUCCACAUUCACCCCUUGCCAGCCACUGAUACAGAACUCAGGACCUCUUCAAGCUCCCCCGAAAAGAAUCCACUCACACAAACACAUGCAUGAGUAAUACGGACUUGACUGAAGAUGCUGUGUGAGAGGUGGAGAAGGGGGUUCACAUUGUACAUCCUAUUAGUCAUUUUGUUCUCAGAAAUCCCUUGGCCAACCUGCCACUGUAGGUUUUUCUCUUUGUCUUCCCCCUCUCAGGGUUCAGUCACCUCAGCAACUUUUUUCUUGCCAGAUAUCCAAUCUUCUUCCUAGCUCAAUUAUCUUUUUUUUUGGUGAGGAGGAUUGGCUCGGAGCUAACAAGGCCCGGAGCUAACAUCUGUUGCCAAUCUUCCUCUUUUUUGCUGAGGAAGAUUGGCCCUGAGCUAACAUCUGUGCCCAUCUUCCUCUAUUUUGUAUGUGGGAUGCCGCCACAGCGUGGCUUGAUGAGCAAUGCAUCAGUCUGCACCAGGGUCCGAACUUGCAAACCCCAGGCUGCGGAAGUGGAGGGCGUGAAAUUAUCCACUAUGCCACCAGGGCAGCCCCUCAAUUACUUUUUUAAACCCAGUACUCAGCAAAAGAAAAAGCCCUUCAGUUAACAAGACAACACAUUAGAUCAUUAGAAGGCAAUUUAAUGACCAACUUUUAUUGUACCUGAGCAUAUUCUUAAAGGGUAGAGGUCUCACAUCUCAUUCCAAGAAGAAUCUUCAUAUAUAUAUAUCUACACACACACACACA
Diceros bicornis minor is the source of this 4768-nucleotide messenger RNA. It is a transcript of the gene ZFP3, whose product is annotated as ZFP3 zinc finger protein. Gene Ontology annotation, biological process: regulation of immune system process; negative regulation of transcription by RNA polymerase II; regulation of cytokine production. The record is from RefSeq and is a predicted model, not a curated record. The coding region runs from base 95 to 1666 and encodes 523 amino acids. Gene Ontology annotation, cellular component: nucleus. Gene Ontology annotation, molecular function: RNA polymerase II cis-regulatory region sequence-specific DNA binding; DNA-binding transcription activator activity, RNA polymerase II-specific. Lineage: Eukaryota; Metazoa; Chordata; Mammalia; Perissodactyla; Rhinocerotidae. The transcript has 3 exons.